Messenger RNA from Girardinichthys multiradiatus, 6338 nucleotides. RefSeq names its product nuclear receptor binding SET domain protein 2 (gene nsd2). The transcript has 22 exons. Gene Ontology annotation, cellular component: chromatin; nucleus. The record is from RefSeq and is a predicted model, not a curated record. Bases 180 to 4112 code for a protein of 1310 amino acids. Lineage: Eukaryota; Metazoa; Chordata; Actinopteri; Cyprinodontiformes; Goodeidae. Gene Ontology annotation, molecular function: protein binding; histone H3K36 methyltransferase activity. Gene Ontology annotation, biological process: regulation of DNA-templated transcription.
ACCAAUCGGAAGUGAGUAUUUUUCGCGCUGGUCGGUCCCGGAGUUUGAGUUUCCCGCAAGCUUUUUUCACUCGCCUUGAAUGAAAUGAUUCGCUUUCCAGGAUGAUAACAAGCAAUUGUUACUUUUAACCACACCGGAGGAUAUUCAACAGUUCAGUGAGUCUGGACAGGUUAGAUGGGAUGGACAGCAUUGGUAGCUCCCUGCCUGCAAUGCCUGAACCAGCCAACCCUAUCAGCAUGAAGCAGCCGCCCGAGUCCUUAAGCAUUCGGAAAGGCUGUGGGGACAUGGGCAGUGACCCAGCUCUGCUGAUGGAUAAAGCCGCUGCACAGCUUGCUGCUACACUACAGGAUGGCGUCCUCCAGAAGAUGGCUGGCCACAAUCAUAACAACCAUAGCCACGAGAGGCUGAAGGACCUCACUUCCCUGGUGCUAAAUGGUGACCAAGACUCGUUGCCCAAGCAUUGUACUCCAGAGCCACCCAUGCUGAAAGGUGAUGAAGCCCCUGAUACUAAUGAUGCCCAUCAGCACAACUGCACACCUCACGCUGAGCCUGAGUUGAAGGUGACUAUACCCCAAGUGCUUGAGCAGCCUGUGCUUGAGCCAUCCUGUGCAAAUGGGACCAGCUUGGUCACAGCCACUGAAAGUGCUUCACCUGGACCUGAAGAAAGUCAAGAAGUGAAGAAAAGGAGGAGGAGACCUAACAAACCCAAAACUAUGAUAAACUGUAGUUCCUCUGCCAUCACAGUGGAGUUGCUUGACCACACAGAAGAUACUGAGGAAACUGAAGUAGCAAAUGAGCCUACGCCCAUGCCAGAAACAAUGGAGCCGAUAAAAGAAGAGUGUGCUCCUGUGCGCUUCUCUGUUGGGGAUCUGGUUUGGACAAAGGUGACGGGGUACCCAUGGUGGCCAUGCAUGGUAACCACAGACGCAGAGCUCAACAGUCACUUCAAACCAAAACAAAAAGCCAACAACAGGAGGUUAGGCCUUCUUUACCACAUACAGUAUUUUGGUGAUGCACCAGAGAGAGGCUUUGUCUUUGAGAAGAAUAUGGUGUCCUUCACUGGGGAGGACCAGUACUUGGAGCUCAGCCAGCGAAACAAACCAUCAGCCAGCAGUGCUAGCCAUAGAAAGACGGCUCCCUCUGUGCCCCGCAACCUCCAGGCUCAGUGGAGCAUGGGUGUCAUUCAGGCCAAAGAAGCCCUCAGCAUGUUGCCAGAAGAGCGCAUGAAGAACUUUGGAUUUAUUUAUGAUGGUGAUGGACCUCAUCUGAACCCUCUUGUCUUGGAAAAGUUGAAGCCAGAUCUGAGUUGUGAGACGUACCAAGAUGCAGAAUCCAGGCUCAGCCAAGAUGUCCCCUACCUGUUGAAUCCCUUAACCUUUCCUCCACAUGCACCAAUCGAACCAUUUGAGUCUCAGAAGAAAAGGAUAAGGCCCAAAACGGCUCAGCAUCCUACCAAGUUAGGAAGGAGAAAGAAAGUGUCUUCAGUGAACGGUAUUCUUGACCCCAUGAGGAGAAGGAAAACUAAGCUGGUUACUUCCACAGAUAAUUCAGAAGAUGUCUCACGUCAGGUUUCUGUUCCAGGGAAAGGAGACCAAAAGAAGAGGCCUAAAAGACCGCUAACAGAUGCUGCAGCAGACAAGGAUCCACAGUCCAAAAAGAGACGUAGAAAUGGCAAGAGUGCAGAAACACAGGCCUCGGUGUCAGAGGAGACAAACAAAAAGUGGAGAAGAAAGAAGACAACCAACAUUAAAGAUCUAAAAGAACCAAGAAAGCGAACAAAGAAGUCAAAAGAUGAGGAAAAUGUGGAGAAACCAAAGCGCAGGAGGAAAAGAAAACAGGAUGGGGAGAACCAGGCCACAGCCUCCAAGGCAAAGAAAAGACGUUCCUCUCCCUGUCCUGACACAGAGGGUUCCGCAAGUGAAGAACGUCCUGAUUCUCCAAAUGACAGCUUGGACGGCAUAAAGAAGGGUGAACGGAAGAAAGAGUUUGUUUGUCAGAUCUGUGAGGUGGCUGGUGAAGACUUGGUGCCAUGUGAAGGCCAGUGUUGCGGCAUGUUUCACCUCCACUGCCUGGGUCUGACCCUUAAACCAGACGACAAGCUCCUCUGCCGGGAGUGCAGCACAGGUCUCCAUUCAUGUUUUAUCUGCAAGCAGUCAGAGGCUGAGGUCCGUCGAUGCCACGUCCCUCACUGUGGAAAGUUUUACCAUGAAGGUUGCGUCCGCCUCAACCCCCUCACAGUGUUUGAUAACAAAGGCUUCCGCUGCCCACUUCAUACUUGCCUUAGCUGCCACUAUGGCUGCCGCACCAAACACAAGGCUACCAAGGGACGGUUGAUGCGUUGCCUUCGAUGCCCUGUUGCGUACCAUUUGGGCGACCUCUGUGUUGCUGCUGGAAGUGAAACCAUCACAAACACGGCCAUUAUCUGCACCAACCACUUUAACGCAAAGAAGGGCUACAGCCACCACAGUCACGUCAAUGUCAGCUGGUGUUUCGUCUGCUCCAAAGGAGGACAGCUGCUGUGCUGCGAGUCUUGUCCUGCAGCUUUUCACCCUGACUGCCUGAACAUUAACAUGCCUGAUGGAAGCUGGUUCUGUAACGACUGCCGCGCUGGAAAGAAACCAAAGUACAGAGACAUCAUAUGGGUCAAACUGGGGACAUACAGAUGGUGGCCAGCGGAGAUCCACCACCCCAAGAACGUCCCCACAAACAUCCAGCACCUCAGACAUGAGAUUGGAGAGUUCCCAGUGUUCUUCUUUGGUUCCAAGGAUUACUUCUGGACUCACCAGGGCAGAGUAUUUCCCUACAUGGAAGGUGACCGAGGGAGCAAAUACCAGAAGAAUGGAAUUGGCAGAGUCUUUAAGAAUGCUCUGUUGGAGGCUGAGGGUCGAUUUAAGGAGAUAAAGAUGAAACGAGAAGCCAAGGAAGCUCAGGAAAACAGCCGGAAACCACCCCCAUACAAGUUCAUCAAGGUCAACAAACCUUUUGGUAAGGUCCAGGUCUGCACCGCAGACAUUUCUGAGAUCCCCAAGUGCAACUGCAAGCUGACAGACGAUCGUCCGUGUGGCUUCGAGUCCGAAUGCCUGAACCGCAUGCUGCAGUACGAGUGUCACCCCCAGGUGUGUCCCAGUGGGGAGCGCUGUUGUAACCAAGACUUCACCAAACGCCUUUACCCAGACACCAAGAUUAUCAAGACCCCUGGCAAGGGCUGGGGUCUGAUCGCCCUGAGAGACAUCAAGAAGGGUGAGUUUGUCAACGAGUACAUUGGAGAGCUGAUUGAUGAGGAGGAGUGCAGGGCAAGAAUCAAGUAUGCCCAUGAAAACAACAUUACCGACUUCUACAUGCUCACCAUUGAUAAGGAUCGAAUCAUUGACGCAGGUCCAAAAGGAAACUACUCUCGGUUCAUGAACCACAGCUGUCAGCCUAACUGUGAGACUCAGAAGUGGACAGUAAAUGGAGACACUCGUGUUGGCUUGUUUGCAAUCUGUGACGUACCAGCAGGAACAGAAUUAACCUUUAACUACAACCUGGACUGCCUUGGGAAUGAGAAGACCAUCUGUCGCUGCGGCGCUCCCAACUGCAGUGGUUUUCUUGGUGAUCGUCCUAAGAACUCCAACGGCCACACGGAGACAAAAGGAAAGCGCUUAAGGAGGAAGUACAGGAGGAGGAAAAGUGAGGGAAAGAAGAAGUCUGAAGACGAGUGUUUUCGCUGUGGUGAUGGAGGGCAGCUGGUGCUCUGCGACAAGAAGAACUGCACGAAAGCUUAUCACCUGUCCUGCCUAAACCUCACCAAAAGACCGUUUGGCCGCUGGGACUGCCCCUGGCAUCACUGUGACGUCUGUGGGAAAAACUCUGAGGCCUUCUGCCAGCUCUGCCCCAACUCCUUCUGCAGGGCUCACCAGGAGGGGGCGCUGCGUCUCUGGCCUCCAACGGGGGAGCUGUGCUGUGCUGAGCAUGAUGAAACUGAGGGAACUGCCAACCAAGCCCGGAUAGUUAACUCUGAGACAAACGUGGCUGCUCCCACCACAGUCGCGGGCCGUCCUAAAGGCUGCAGGAAGCCCGAAGGAGCAGAGAGCAAAACCAAAGGCUCUAAGAGGAAAGCAACAGAAGCCUGACGUGACUGUACAGAGAGCCAGAAGGCCAAAUGAGACGGCCGCCUUCCUCCACAGUAACAGUAUGACGCCACAGAAACCGAGGCACUGUAUGUAUUCAUCAGGGAAAGGUGCUGACCUCUCAAACGCUCAGCAUUGAUCUUUAGCUUCUAUUUUUAACCUUUUUACAUUUUCAGGUUUUCUUGUACUAGUCUGCACUGAGGUGACCAUCUGUGGUAAAGCACAAAUCAGCGAAGCGAGAACAGCUCAGAAAACACCUGACUUGCUACCAUCAUUUAUUAUUAAUUAGAAUAACAAAGUCAAGGAUUUAACUUCAGAAGAAGAGCUGAUCUGCUGUUGCCAUGUCAACUAGAGUCUCAGUAGUCCACCUUUCAUUACCCUGAACAGCAGAGUUCUAUUAGUUGUAUAUCUUUGUUUGUCUAUAUCACAAAUACCAAAAUGAUCAUUACUGUAAUAGUGGAAGACAUCAGACAUGUUGCCAAUGGAUAGUUUUUAUUUCUAGAUAUACUAUAUAUGUGCCAGAUGUAACCUGCAACACCAGGACACUAUGGGUGGGGCUCUGGAGUUCUUUGUGUAGCCAUAGAUCACGUGUAAAUGUAGACAUGUUUAUUUUACAACCUGUUUUGUUUUAGCUCAGUUUUUUUGUUUAUUGGAUUGUUUUGUUUUAAUAACAGCACUGGAAAAAAAAAAAUCCAGACUAGCAGGGAUUACGGAACAUGAUGGGAGUUUUCCUGUUAAACUGAUCUGAAACAAAAACACUACUGGGAGGUAAAUGAAGGAAUGUUUGGAGUCACUUCUACGAUCCAAGGUGCUUUAAAUCGUCCUGUUUUAGUGUUUAAUAAGAGGUACAGAGAUUUCUUUUAUUAUUUUUUAUUUUAAACCAUAUGUUGAAAUUGAGGGUGUUGUUGCUUUGCCAUCUUCUGCUGGGAUUUCUGCUGAUGUAAGAUUUAGGACCCUUUUUUUAUUCCUCAUGAGGUUUUGGUCUCAAACGUUGACUCUGAUUACUGUUUAAUAGUAAAACACUGGCCCUCAGUCUAAUGCCAUUUAUUAAACAAUUAUAUGAUUAACUCAUGGACUUGUUAGGGACAGUGGUUAACUCAGUAUUUCACUCACUUUGCUUUGGGAGCGAGUUAAUCUAACUCCCUCUGACCUUUUCUACAUGAUUUCACACCUAAAGAUGAAUAAUGUUUGGAUCUGAAGCAGCGAGUAAACUUAACCAAACGUACGUUUUCAGAUGUUAAAAGUUUAUCUGAUGUUUUUUUUUAUAUAUUACCUCCAACAUAUUUCCGCCUGAGGUUUCAUUUUGAAAUGGCUCUGCCCAGAUUGGACUGAGGCUCAAUACUUUCAGAACUUUUAACAUUUGGUUUUAUUAAUCAAAUGCAGCAAAAGAUUAGAUCACAUGGUGCUCCAAGCCUUUAUGUCUGACUCCUUCAUCACCUACCUCCGCUUGUUAAUAUGAACCUCCAGCGGUGCCGGCUGGUCUCGGACCUGGGCGAGCUUUUCAGGUCCGGAAACAGAGGACAGGAUGUUUCAGAAAAUAAGAGCAGCUGAACAAGUUACUGUGGAGCAGAAUCUUUCCCAGCAGCUGCUUUAGGGUCACCAGCUUUUUGGGUUCCCUUCAUCUAUCAGAAAGGAAACAAAGUGGAGCGGAUUCAGGCACCUUGCUGAGACGGGGCUGCUGAGGAGCUGAUUGGAAGCCUUCAAACCACUGUUUCAGAUCAUAAAGUGCAGAUUAUUUCAUUUUUAACAUCUCCAAUACUUUAAAAUGUAGCUGAGGAAGUAUAUAUAUAUAUUUUUUUUUUUUUGGAGCAUUUCCUCCCUUCCUGCAGUGCUUCCCAGAUUUAAAAGGAUGCCUUUUUGAAAUAGCUGCACCUUUUUUUUUUUGUAUUUAUUUUUUACCUGAUCAGGCAAAUGGGGACUUGUCCACUGGUGCAGCACAGUCCCAUUUAAACGUCCUCAUCCUAACCUUGUGGAGAGAAUGUAGUCCCGCCAGCUGUUCUCUGUAAGCACUGUAUUCCCUGUAGAGCUGAAGUGUUGUGUACGUGUGUGUAGACGUCAUACUAUAACUACUGUCAUAGCAAACCAGAGACUAAUAUGUACAUAAUGUAUAAGUGGUAAUAGUGAUUCAUCUAUUGUAAAUAUCAUGCAAUAUCUUGAUCUUUUUUUUUAAUGCAGUGCUGAAACAUUUGCGCAGGAUCUAAUGUUAGUGAAUAAAGUGACGGAACCAUU